Molecule: messenger RNA, 1549 nt
Organism: Leucoraja erinaceus (little skate)
Lineage: Eukaryota; Metazoa; Chordata; Chondrichthyes; Rajiformes; Rajidae
Gene: styxl1
Product: serine/threonine/tyrosine interacting-like 1
Exons: 8
Coding region: 200-1081 (293 amino acids)
Biological process (GO): protein dephosphorylation; positive regulation of intrinsic apoptotic signaling pathway; negative regulation of cytoplasmic stress granule assembly
Cellular component (GO): mitochondrion
Molecular function (GO): protein tyrosine/serine/threonine phosphatase activity; protein phosphatase binding; protein phosphatase inhibitor activity
Source: RefSeq, a predicted model, not a curated record
CAGUUAGUCGUCGGCGCUGCACUCAGGAAGGGGGAGGAGUCUGCGCAUGCGCCCCUCUCGCCCCCCCUUUCGCCGUCACUUGGAUACCAUUCAACAAGAACUGUAACUAAGGAAGCCCUGGGCUGUGGAGUGUGGAUCAAGCUGGAGUGUUGGAAGGAUUUAGUAGGCACCAACCCAAGACUUGUUGAUAACCCUUGUCAUGAAAAAUAUUAUAUUUUGUGAUGCAACAGAGCUCUAUAAUAUGCUGAAUCAAAGCACAAGGUAUUCCAGGCUGACAGACCCAAUUUAUCUCUAUUUAAUUGAUGUACGGACCAAAUAUCAAUAUGAUGAAAGUCAUGUGAUAACAGCCAAGAGAGCAAAAAAGGACGAGUAUGGAAAUUAUUUGUUGCCAGAAGAUGUAGAGCUUGAGUGUGUUAAGUAUUGUGUGGUUUAUGAUGGGCACACAACCGCACUGAACGCAUCAGGUCAUGCAAUGCAAUUUGCAAACCUUUUGGAAGAUGUCUGCCGAUAUCCAAUUAGAGUCCUAAAUGGUGGAUAUGAAUUUUUCUCUGCUUGCUAUCCAUUCUUCAGGACGCAGAAAAUAUUUUACAUGCCACAGGAGUUGGAUGCCUUUGAGCCCUAUCCAAUUGAGAUAUUGCCAGCCAAACUUUACAUGGGCGACUACAAACAAUCCUGUAACAAACAAGUCCGGAAAGAUCUGAAGAUCAAAGCAUAUCUCAACCUCUGCCACGAGAAAGAGAUAGACGUGGGAGAAGAUGAACCCAUUUCAGUUUUACACAUAACUUCUUCAAAUUCCACCGAUUUCUCUGCCCAUUUUCCAAUGAUCUGUAAUUACCUCGAUGAGCGUUUGAGUAAAGGUGUUGUGUGCGUAAUCUCCACAAAAGGUAUAAGUCGCUGUUGUACUGCAGUGAUGGCCUACCUCAUUCAUGAUCAGAGGCUUCCACUGAAGGAUAUAUGGGCACACGUAGAGUCGUGUAAAGCAACCAUUCGGCCACAUCGUAAUUUUGUACAUCAACUUUCCGCAUGGGAGGAAUUUAUCCUAAAGGAAAAGAUCACCGAUGUCUCUGAUCCUUAUUACUGAAAUAGUAGACCAUUAUUGUCAAAAAUAUUGGAAAUAUUUCUGUUUUUUUUUAAAUGAGUCAAUGAUUUAAUAGCUCAAAAAGUACCUCCAAUAUUAUCUAAUUUAUAAUGCAGUUGUAAUUUAAAUUCCCUUCAUAAUUUCUAAUUGUAAUGUCACUUAUGACCACAGUUUAUUGUUAUUUGAAUUUACUGCAGAUUUUACAGUUUAAAAGAGUGAUUAACAAAAGGCAUAUCUUAUUCAAUGUCAACAUGUUACAUAAAACUGCAGUGAGCAAGGCCUAUUCAAUAUUUAAUCUCCCUGACAUUCCAUACAUCCAUAAGUAUUUUGGUGAGGUAUUUCAGCAGGUGUGGGAUAACACACCCAAACUGGGGCACACACUGCUUGCUACGAGUCUUUCUCUGAUAUUGGAACUCUUACAUUAAAGUUUACCAGCCUCUGAUUCCUAGUAGAAAAUAAAAGCACAAUACC